Messenger RNA from Bradysia coprophila, 3144 nucleotides. RefSeq names its product muscarinic acetylcholine receptor (gene mAChR-B). Gene Ontology annotation, cellular component: plasma membrane; synapse; dendrite. The record is from RefSeq and is a predicted model, not a curated record. Gene Ontology annotation, biological process: adenylate cyclase-inhibiting G protein-coupled acetylcholine receptor signaling pathway; chemical synaptic transmission; G protein-coupled receptor signaling pathway, coupled to cyclic nucleotide second messenger. Lineage: Eukaryota; Metazoa; Arthropoda; Insecta; Diptera; Sciaridae. Gene Ontology annotation, molecular function: G protein-coupled acetylcholine receptor activity; G protein-coupled serotonin receptor activity.
UCUCCUUCAACACUCUGCCAAGUACUUGCAGCACGCGUCGAUGCUUAAUUCGAUAAUCGUUCUGUCAACAAUCCAUCUAGACGCCCUAAAAAAUGCUGCCGAAUCCCAGGUGACACCAUUGAAAUCAAGGAAAACAAUCUGAAUGAGUUUACUGACACAUUGUGGACGUCGCGUAGUUCCAUAAGCCUCAUUUACGACUUUUCAUUUCAACAAAAGUGACAAAUAAACGCAAUUUGGUGCAAUUAGUCAUGGACGGCCUUGACAGUGGCAUCAAUUCGACCGACUAUGCUAACCGGUCCACACCCAUCUACUCUAUCAAUCCGGACUUUAUUACACAAUGGAAACUAAAGAAGAAACAAGAACGAAUCUGCAAAACAUUGUACAAACGACUAAUUCAAUUCCCUGAAUGUCAAAAAGUGCUCGGUGUACCCGUCUAUCGAUCGUUAUUUGAUGGUGGCGAUAUGAACUAUCCAUGGCCGAGUAAUGAAUCAACAAUCGAAUGGAGUUAUAGCAACAUUACCAUCAAUGGAUCGGAUAUUUAUUGGAACGGUAAUCAAACACCUACGACUGAAAAUAAUAACGGACCUACACAAGUACUGCCACCAUUUGAACUAUGGCAAACGAUAUUGAUUGCCAUUAGUCUGGCAAUAUGUAUUAUAUUAACGGUUGGCGGUAAUAUUUUGGUGCUUCUAGCUUUUAUCGUUGACCGAAAUAUUCGACAACCGAGCAAUUAUUUCAUUGCAUCAUUGGCAGCGACUGAUAUGUUAAUAGGUACUGUGUCUAUGCCCUUUUACACGGUGUACGUGCUAAUGGGCUAUUGGGACUUGGGUCCUCUACUCUGUGAUUUAUGGUUAUCGGUUGACUACACCGUUUGUCUCGUGUCCCAAUACACAGUACUGCUAAUAACGGUGGACCGAUUUUGUUCAGUAAAAAUCGCAGCAAAGUACAGAAGUUGGCGUACCAAAAAUCGAGUUAUUUGGAUGGUGACCAUAACGUGGAUUAUUCCAGCGUUGCUAUUUUUCACAUCUAUUUUUGGAUGGGAACAUUUUAUCGGAUAUCGGGAUCUGUUGCCGGGACAGUGUGCAGUUCAAUUUUUAAAAGAUCCCGUUUUUAAUACUGCACUCAUCAUUGGCUAUUACUGGACAACAUUGGUCGUUCUUUUCAUUCUCUAUGGCGGCAUCUACAAAACCGCCUACGAUAUGCAAAAACGCAGCGAAGCCAAACAAAGAAAAAUGCAGUCUAUGGUGGCAUUGAGUGCCGGUGCUAUGACGGGAAUGGCUGGUAGAGCGGCAGGAAUAGGUAUUUCAAAAACUCAGAGUACACUGUUGAGUCAAGAGAAACCACGACCUAUAGCGUCGGUAGCACAAUCGUCCCUUCCUCAAUCAAACAUGACAUCUUCUUCGUCUUCAAAUCAAAUAAUUGAACAGAGUCAAAAACCAUCCGUGCCAAAGGUAACGAAAGAGAAUAACGAUGGCCGAUCGCGAAGUCGUACGAAACGAAACCAGAACGAGGGCGAUAAGAAUGAAAGAUCCAGCAGUCCUGCCUUCGAUUCUGACGAUGAUAGUUCAGCGAAUGUUGCCCAGCAACAGUCGUUAUCAAAGAAACGAUCAUCGAUAGCCGGAAUUUUUGUGCAAGCUCAAAUGCCGGUUUUAAAUCCAUGCAUCAAUGGAACUGUGAAAACCACAACCACUCCGACAAAAUCCAAUGAAUUAUACCCAGGUAUUCCGCCAGUUCCUCCUCGAAAAAGUAUAACUCCAAGCGUGAAGAACGAUGCCUUAUCGAGAAUAAAUGAAAUUUGCUUAUUGGAUUCGGAGAACAGAACCCCAUCCGAAAUGCAACAAGUCGUUCCAUUGCAACCGACACCUAUUCAAUCUCCCAUUUCACCAAAAGACAUAGCUCCACCUGAACCGACAAACUCACAGGAACAGAUUCGACUGUCUCAUGAGAUUCUACCGCCGCCAGACGAAUUUCUUAGUAGUCCGAUUUCAGGUGGUUCUCCAUCUCAAUCGGAAAGACCGAACCAUUUAGUUGUAAGCACCAACAGUGAUAUAACAAUGACAAAUGAUGUUCUCGGAGGAAUGGAUGGUGCGGAUCUACGAUUUAUGGACGAAAGUUCUGUAAUUGCAUCGUCACCACAAAAUGAAAGUCCUGUAUCGUCAAUACGACUACCCCAACAGCACAAAUCACCCGCCAAAUCAACAAAUGCCAAUAUAGCUAAUCCGUCAUUGCUGCAAAAAGCACUUAUUAAAGCUACCGCACAAUCAAAACAACCAUCACCAGCUGUCCUACUCAACACACUGGACUAUCAAACAUCACCAACAAAUUCACAGCCUUCGGAAACAUUCAAUAAAUUCAAUACAACUGUUAGCGUUACAGAAAAGCCGGACCGACCAAUAACAGCGAUCGUUACAUCUCGUCAAACAUCGAAUUUGGAUGGCGUAUCUAACAAUAUAACAUGCACUGAAGCAUCGGGUACUAUAACGAAAAGUACUGUCCUAGCGCAAACUUCAAACGCUGCUACAAUUAUGGCUGUAACAACAACUGUAGAUUUAAGGAAACCUAAAAUGGCAUCUGUUGCACCGGCCGCAACUGCUCCGUCAACAUCAAAUACUUCCGACAAGCCGGAACAAUCCUCUAAACGUGAUUUUAUUCGAUCGAUUGGCAAACGGUUGAAGGGCAAAAAGAAAGUACCGCCGAAUGCUGGCCGACAAAAAUCCAAGUCUGAAAAUCGUGCGCGCAAAGCAUUUCGAACCAUUUCGUUUAUACUGGGAGCAUUUGUUGCCUGUUGGACACCCUAUCAUGUGCUUGCCUUAGUCGAAGGAUUCUGUGCGGAUCCACCGUGCACCAACGGACAUUUGUACAUGUUUUCGUAUUUUUUAUGUUAUGCAAAUAGUCCAAUGAAUCCAUUUUGUUAUGCAAUGGCUAAUCAGCAGUUCAAAAAGACAUUUACGCGAAUACUCAAGGGUGAUCUGCAUAUGACUUAGGUAAUUAUAAAUUUUUGUAAAAACAAAAAAAUUUUAGAAAAAAGAAACAUCAAAUUUUGGUCAAUUUGGUAAACGUAAUACUCAAAGUAAACUUACUAAAUUAAUGUACACUUGAUGUCAUGUUGCAGAAUAUAGAAAAACAAAAUUAUUUAUUUUGGAA